AUGCAACAUGUAAUUGAGCUUUUGUUAACUGUACUCCGUGUCAUGACAUUCGGUGUCUGGGUUCUCCUGAUCACUGCACUCAGCCACGCUCCUCACGGUUCAGCAAGGACAGGUACGAUACAUCCGCUGGCGAAUGCUUGCAAGUUACUUCCACCCGUGUUCCAGGUGAAGAGAAGAAUUGACAAAGUGUUGCAAGAGCUUCCAAGUACAGAUUCACUCCAUUUACCGGAGCAGAACGACCGUCUUGGACUAGAGUUCAGGACUCCCUUCGCUGAUCUUCGCACGGAUCACAAGUGUUUGGAAGAUCGGGACUUCCUACAGCAUGGACUGAUGGCAGAUUCCUUUGGCGGAAAGUUGCGUCACGCAAAUGCAGUGAUUUCAUCACAGGAACUCCAGAACCGUCCUCUGUCUUCAUCCGCCUCAAGCAGCAUAUGGAGCCAGUCGGUCUUCUCACUUGCGACACUGGGCAAGCUGUUUGAGUCCCCUAGGAGAAAGGAAUAUCCACAUUCCCCAUUGAAGAAAGGAUACUCAGCAAGGAGUCCAAAAUCUUCAACUACCAAUGUAACUUUUCAGAAAUGUGCCGAGGUGAAUGGAAGAACAUUGACUGUAAGACUGAUCAUAAGCAAUUUGGAUGUUCAGUCUGCAUCUAAGUUCUCUCAGCUGACUAUCCAGGAUUCUAUUAGUGUUCUCAGCAUUCUGAGUAAUGUUGGAAAUGAUACUGAAAUGGGGUUCCAGACAUACUCCAAAGAAUCUCUCCAAGCAGGUGAACGCUACAUAAUAAGCUAUACCGCAGUAUUAAAGGCUGGUGAGCCAGAGGAAGACAAGAAUAUUUCAUUACCAGCUUACCUCACCAUCGGUAAUAGAACACAGGGUAGUCAAGUACAGCCUGGACCCCUUAAGGCAGAUUUCAUAUUGAUGAUGAAAGCAGCUGCUCGGGUUUCUCCAGAUCAUGGCAUCCACUUUGCUGCAUUUAUUAUUGCGUUCAUUGUUUCUUUUGUCCUGGUGUGUUUAAUUCUCAUCACCAUUUUCCAUGUCAGAAGGAUAACUGGCAGGAAUCUUCUCCUCCAGCUGGUAAGAAGAGAACGCUCAAAUGCUAGUUUCUCAGUAACUGAUGAUGGAGCAGAAUGUUUGAAAGAAAACAUUAUACAUCAGGACAGAGUGAUUGACAUUCUGCUACUUGAAGACCCAGAAAACAUGACUCGUGCCUUGGAUGACUUGCAUAUAUUGAGUGCAGUACGAUUGGAUUCUCUUCUUGAAUACCAUCGGAAAAAAAUGAACUUGAAUGCAGUUCUGUUGUUGCUGAAGAAGUUCAAGCACAGCAAAGACCUUUCACCACUUUUAGAGGAAAGAUUCAACGUGGUUUUCAGAGAACAGUUUGAAGCGGUGGAGAGCAGGCUGAAUACAGAGCUUAAAGAGAUGUUAGCCAUAUUAGCAGCUGAAAGUGUCCAAGAGGUCAGACAUAAAAUGGAAGCUCUUUAUAGGAAACAGGAAGAAGAGGACAAAGAAGCUGAGCUGCUCAUGCAGAAUGUGGAUGAUGAGAUUGCCUCUCAGUGGAGGAAGGAUCUGGAAAAAUUGCACAUGUUGGAGCAGCAGCAUUUGAAGUCUUUGCUCUCGGUGACACAUGAAGAAGCUUCUGCACAAGCCCAAAGGGAAGUGAUGGUACGCCUGAGGCAGGAAUUCCAGAAAAAUAUUUAUGAGCGUCUGAAGGAGGUCAUCAGGCUGGAGGAAUUAGAUCCAACUUCAAGCAGACAAAUUAUGCAAGAAAGUUGGCACAUUCAGUUUCAGCUGGAGAUGCUGAUGGACCAACAGCUGGCAUUCCAGAGAAGACUGCUUGAGGAGAGUCUCGCUAUUAAGAGAGAUCUAGUGAAAAGAAUACAACGCAGUGUUGACAACAGAAGGUACCUGCUGAACACAGCCACUCUGCACGUUGCCGACUUCAUCAGACUAGUGAAAAAUGCUGGGUAUUUGACCGAAGGUCAAGUGAAGUCACUGUUGGAGAUGGUGCACCAAGAAAUUCUGCUUGUGAAGCUCAGGCUGGAUGAGGUCAUGAAUCAAGAGAAAAAUCGAAUGCACAGCAAGCUGGUCAGUGAGAGAAGGAAGCACAUUGUCAGAAAAAUUGGUGAACAUGAACAACAAGGAAAGGAGCUGGCAUCUCUUCUCACUAUCUCUGGUGAAAGAAGACCCUGUUAUAACAAAUAUCUCAUGGAUUGGCAUGAACUAUUAAAGAAACAAGCCACAGAAUUAGGAGAAUUGGUAGGGAAGUUGGACAAAGAUGCAUUCGACCAACUGAUAAUGCUCGGGGAACAACUAACCAAAGAUGCUUUACUGAGAAUUAAAAAAAUCCACUCUGAACUUGUCCAGGAAUUGCUCAAACUUGGAGUCUCAAAUGACUACUUAAAACAAAUGGCAGACAAUCAGGACAAGGAAACAAAUCUUCUGCAUGAAAAGCAAAUGAAACAAGAGGAAAAGAAAAAUCAUAAUGCUGAUGAAUCUCUGGAAAAGUUUCGGGAGGAAUUAUCCAAUCAACUUCAUUCAGAGAUUGAAGAACAGAAAUUCUUAAGGCUUCAGAAGCAUUCAACCUGGCAAAACUUAAUGAAGAGCGCCCUAGUCCUAUCGGAGGAGGAAAUUCAGCAAAUGACACAGAGCUUUCUUGCUGCUUUCUGUCAAAUGGAUCAGAGCCUGGCUCUCCCUAAGCUGUGUGAGAGGUGCAUUCUUCAAACCCAUGUGACUGACCAGAGGAAGGCAAAGAUGGAAAAGCUGGAGUUACGGUGGAGAAAACAGGACAAAUUAAAGGCCAGUGAGUAUGGACGUGAUGAUGAGGCGAAGGUGGUGGUAAUGCAGGAGCGUACAAGACGUAAAUUGAAACUGUAUGAUGAAGAAGCAGAAAGCGCUGCAAUCAAUAAGGUUUGUGCUAAGAUGUUUCAUCAGAGAGCUAAUCAGAUGAAGGUUCUGGAAGAAAAUUUAGGAGUCUGCAUGGCCUCAGUUCAGCUCCGCCGAGCUGAAAGGCGAGUGAGAGCCCUGGAGAUUCACACUGCAACCUGCAACCUGCAAACACAGCUCUUGGAAGAAAUGGCCAAGGCGGGGUUACAGUGCGAAGCAGCGUGCACUGAAGUUGUUCAGGAGCACAUUUCUGAUCUAAAGCAACUUAUCUGCUUGCAUUCAGAUAAGCUACAGAACGAACUUCGUGCUGGGAGUGAACAAACUGAAUGGAACAGCUGGGUUGAGAUGCAGAGCAACCCUCUCACUGAAAACGAUACAGCAGAGUGCAGUAAUCAGAUGUUAAUCUGCCUAUACCAGGCAAUGUCCAAGUGUAAAGACACUGUAGAUGCAGAGUCUCAAAGAUUAGGAAAUGAAGAUAGAAAUAGUCAAUUACUAGAAGAUGUCAAAGGACAGCUAGUGGCGAAGACACUGCUGAGUCUCCAAGAUCAGGAGAUGAAGCUGGCUGCUUAUCUAAUACAGCAACUGGGUAUACCAGUGGGUGUCUGUCAAGCCGUGCUAAAUCUGCUUCUUCCCAAUGCCAUCCAGGAAGAAUUAGUUCUGUUUGUAAAUAGGAUCUAUCCUGAGGGAAACGUUAGCAGUGGGAUGAACAAGGAUAAAAUGGAUGAGAAGAGAAAGAGGAAACUUUGGGAAUCAUUAGAGCUGAAGCUGAGGAGCAAACUCAUUGGUGAAAACCUGGGGAACGUGAAUGUUCUGUGCAGCAGGAGCGGAAGCAUAUUGAAGAAAAAGCAUCUGCAGCUCUUGAAACAGGUGUCUUUUUCUCAAAGCCAUGGUUCUCCUGAAAUCUGCCCUGAUGACGAUACUGAACCAAUUAAUGAAAGGGCAGGACAAAUGUUAAAGCUGGCAGAUACAGGAGAGAAAGUAUUUGUGUUCCGGAUCAGGAAAGAAGACACUUGUUCCUCAGACCUUCCAUCAAGGAAGAAAAAACGUAACUUCUUAAAUUUUAAAAGAUCAGCUGUGGCAAAUUUGGAUGGACUUUAAAUUACUUAAUUCAAGAUAAUCAUUACUUUGGAACCUAUAUUUAAACUAAUGAACCAUCUAACUUCUAUGAUACUGAAGCAGUGUUUAAAGUAGUUUAACAAUGAUGCAGGUAUAUUUGCAUAAUCUGGUUUGUAAUACAGACAUGGGUAUUUUGAUCAUUUCUUUGCACUUACCUCCCAUCUCCCAAGCCAUUAAACUCCUAUGCUUGGC
This is a messenger RNA of Hypanus sabinus (Atlantic stingray), 4188 nucleotides long. RefSeq names its product limbin-like. The record is from RefSeq and is a predicted model, not a curated record. Gene Ontology annotation, biological process: smoothened signaling pathway. The transcript is spliced from 22 exons. NCBI's taxonomy places the organism in Eukaryota, Metazoa, Chordata, Chondrichthyes, Myliobatiformes, Dasyatidae. Gene Ontology annotation, cellular component: plasma membrane protein complex; ciliary membrane. The coding region runs from base 1 to 3978 and encodes 1325 amino acids.